CAUUCCAUUUGAAGUUUAAUGUCACAGAGACGCCAUGGCUUCUGUAGUUCACUGUCCUGCGGUGCGUUUCAUUUAUGAACGGUCAUUUUGAACGUGUUUGGACGUCCUCUCCGUGUUGUAGCGUCCCAUGCUAGCUGCACUCGAAGGAGCCUGCGGGACAGAAGCUACUGCGCACUGCUCAACACGGUCCAGUGGCAUCAUGGAGGACAACAGCCUCAGUGACUCCAAUGUAAAGGUCGCUGUUCGUGUGCGACCCAUGAACAGGAGAGAAAAAGACCUAAAAACAAAAUGUGUGGUGGAGAUGGAGGGGAACCAGACAGUUCUGCACCCGGCCCUCACCAACAUGAACAAAGGAGACCCUCGGAAUCAGCCAAAGGCUUUUGCCUAUGAUUACUGCUUCUGGUCCAUGGAUGAAUCUCAAAAGGACAAGUUUGAAGGUCAGGAUGUGGUGUUCCAGUGCCUUGGAGAGAGCCUGCUGGACAACGCCUUCAUGGGCUACAAUGCCUGCAUCUUUGCCUAUGGACAGACAGGCUCUGGGAAGUCGUACACCAUGAUGGGCUCGGCGGAGCAGCCUGGUCUGAUCCCUCGGCUCUGCAGCUCCCUGUUCAGCAGGACUGUGCAGGAGGCCCGAGAGGGAGAAAGCUUCACUGUGGAGGUCUCAUACAUGGAGAUUUACAACGAGAAGGUCAGGGACCUGCUCGACCCCAAAGGAAGUCGACAAGCGCUGAGAGUAAGAGAGCACAAAGUUUUAGGGCCUUACGUUGACGGCUUGUCCCGGUUGGCUGUUGCCUGCUACAAGGACGUUGAGUCCCUGAUGUCAGAGGGAAAUAAAUCCCGCACAGUGGCGGCCACAAACAUGAACGAAGAGAGCAGCAGAUCACACGGCGUGUUCAACAUCAUCCUCACACACACACUCAUGGACAUCCACUCUGGGACGACUGGCGAGAAAGUGAGCAAGCUGAGUCUGGUGGAUCUGGCAGGCAGCGAGCGGGCAGCGAAGACUGGAGCAGCAGGGGAACGACUGAAAGAAGGAAGCAACAUCAAUAAGUCUCUCAGCACUCUAGGGCUAGUUAUCUCUGCCUUGGCUGACCAGGGAGCAGGGAAGAACAGGAGCAAGUUUGUUCCCUACAGAGACUCUGUGCUCACCUGGCUGCUCAAGGACAGCCUGGGAGGGAACAGCCGCACAGCCAUGGUCGCCACCAUCAGCCCAUCAGCGGACAAUUACGAUGAGACGCUGUCUACCCUGCGGUACGCGGACAGAGCAAAGAGCAUCAUCAACCACGCUGUGGUCAACGAAGACCCCAACGCCAGGAUCAUCCGAGAGCUGCGCGAAGAAGUGGAGAAACUGAGGGAGCAGCUCACAGAGGCUGAGUCUAUGAAGGCUCCAGAGCUGAAGGAACGACUGGAGGAAUCAGAGAAACUGAUCCAGGAAAUGACAGUGACAUGGGAGCAGAAACUCAGGAAGACUGAGGCUGUCGCGCAGGCGCGUCAGAAACAGCUGGAGAGUCUGGGAAUUUCUCUGCAGUCUUCUGGAAUCAGAUUGGUGGAUGACAAGUGUUUCCUUGUCAACCUUAAUGCUGACCCUGCUCUCAACGAGCUUCUGGUCUACUACCUGAAGGAUCACACUUGCGUGGGCUCAGCCAACUCCCAGGACAUCCAGUUGUGUGGGAUGGCCAUCCAAAGUGAGCACUGUGUGAUCGACAUCACUGAAAACAACAGCGUGGUGCUCACUCCUCACCGCAGCGCUCGAACAUGUGUAAAUGGUGCUGUAGUCACCAGUCCAGUGCAGCUGCAGCAUGGAUACCGAAUUCUAUGGGGAAAUAACCAUUUCUUCAGGAUCAACUUGCCCAGGCAUUUGGUUCAUGCCGGGGUUGAGGAUGAGGAGGACGGUGCUGUGAUGAAGGCAUGUUUGGGCACCGACCGGGGAGAGUUGGAAUUCGGUUCGUCCAGCGACGUGUCGAGUGAGCUGAGCUUCAGUUAUGAGUUGGCCCAGACCGAGGUCAUGAUGAAAGGCAUGGGCAGCAACGACCCCCUACAGUCAGUGUUGCAGACACUGGAGAGGCAGCAUGAGGAGGAGAAGCGUUGCGCCCUGGAGCGUCAGAGGCAGAUGUAUGAGCAGGAGCUGCAGCAGCUCCGCCAGAGACUGGACGCAUCAGGUCUCCCGGUCAGUGCUGGUGCUGCUAUAACAUCACCCGGCUACCAGAAACGCUUGCGGCGCUGGAGUGAGGACAGGGAGGCGAUGAUGACUCGCACCCUGCGGCGCCUGAGGGAGCAGAUAGUACGGGCCAACCUGCUGGCUCAGGAGGCCGGCUUGAUCGCAGAGGAACUCAACAAGAGAACCGAGUACCUGGUCACUCUUCAGAUACCUGCCUCCAACCUGGAUGCCAACAGGAAGCGUGAUGUGGUGCUGAGCGAGCCGGCCAUCCAGGUCCGUCGUAAAGGUAAAGGGAAGCAGAUCUGGGCUCUGGAGAAGAUGGAGAACAGGCUGGUGGACAUGAGGGAGCUUUACCAGGAGUGGAAGGACUUUGAUGAAGACAACGCUGUGAUGCGGUCCUAUUUCAAACGUGCCGACCCGUUCUUCGAUGAGCAGGAGAACCACAGUCUGAUCGGUGUGGCCAAUGUCUUCCUGGCCUGCCUGUUCUACGACGUCAAGCUGCAGUAUGCAGUGCCCAUCAUCAACCAGAAGGGAGAGGUGGCAGGUCGGCUGCACGUGGAUUUGUGGCGGGGGACAGAGGGCUCUGAGGAGGAGAGUCCAGAUCAGCCUGACGCUCAGGAGAUCCACAACACAGACGGAGAUCCAACGGAGCGUAAACUGGAAUGUGUGGUGAAAAUCCUCCAGGCCACUGGUCUUCCUCGCCAUCUGUCCAACUUUGUCUUCUGCCAGUACCACUUCUGGGGGGAGGAGGAACCUGUAUUCAUCGCUCCAGAGGUGGCGCCAUCCAGCUCAUCAUCAGCCUUUAGAGACCCUCAGUGCACUGUGGUCUUUGACAGUGCCAAGGAGUUGUCUGUGUCAGUAUCAGAUGACCUUGUGGAGUUUCUGGCUGACGGAGCUGUGGCUAUUGAAGUGUACGGCCACAAACAGGCCAACCACCGCAGAAACCUGGCUCUGUGGGACCUCGGAGUAAUUCAAGCCAAAACCAGAUCCCUCAGAGAGAGAUGGAGUGAGGUGACCCGUCGACUGGAGCUGUGGGUGCAGCUGAUGGAGCUGAAUGAGGCUGGACAGUUCACAGCUGUGGAGGUUCUUCCUGCCAAAGACGUACGCACUGGAGGAAUCUUCCAGCUUAAACAGGGUCAGUCCCGUCGAGUUCAGGUGGAGAUGCGCUCGGUGACUGAUUCGGGCACCAUGCCUCUUAUCACUGCCUCCAUCCUCUCUGUGUCCAUCGGAAACGUCCAGGUCCGACAGUCACAUGUCUCCAGAGGCAACGAAUCACAAUGGGCUGGUGAUGAAGACAUGGACAGUUACCAAGAGGUGGACCUGGAGAGGAUGAGGGAGCAGUGGCUGUUCACACUCACUCAGAGGCAGGAGUAUUUGGACCAGCAGCUGCAGAAGGUCGUCUCCAAACCAGAUAAGUCCGAGGAUGAUGUUGAAAGGGAGUCUCAGUUGCUAGAGUGUCGUCUGACUCUCACAGAAGAAAGAAAUGCCGUCCUAGUGCCCUCAGCCGGCAGCGGCAUCCCUGGAGCACCAGCAGAAAGGGUUCCUGUCUCUGGAAUGGAGACACACAUUCCCGUCCUGUUCCUGGAUCUCAGUGCUGAUGAUUUCCAGGCCAAUCUUUCAGCCCCAUUAUCUGGGGGUCUGGACGCGUUGCUGAGUGAGGAGGAUGAUGACGAAUUCUUUGACCUUCACAUUGUUAAACACUAUGAUCAUGAGGUCAAGGUGGAGGCUUCCUGGGACUCGACGGUUCAUGACUGCCCACAGCUGAGUCGCGUGGCGUCGGCCGACCAGAGGGUCUACCUGACGGUCCUGGCUGUGGUUCAGCUGAGCCACCCGGCCCACAUGCAGCUGAUCCUCAGAAAACGCAUCUGUGUUAAUGUCACUGGAAGACAGGGUUUUGCACAGAGUCUGCUGAAGAGGAUGUCCCAUCGCAGCACCAUCCCCGGCUGUGGGGUCACAUUUGAAAUCGUCUCUAACAUCCCAGGGGACAUCCAUGGUCCAGAGGACAGGGAGAUGUUGGCGCGGCUCGCUGCCAGCGCUGAGGACGACCAGUCAGCCGACAGUGAGGCGGCUAUAGAGAAAUACCUCCGGAGCGUCCUGGCUGUGGAGAACAUCCUCACUCUGGACCGUCUCAGACAGGAGGUGGCUGUAAAGGAGCAGAUGGGGGUCAGAGGGAAACCUCCCAGACGCUGCCUGAGCUCUCCAAACAUCCACAGGAGCUGGAAGAGCCACCAGGAUCUGUGUGUGGUUCCUCCUCCGUCCAGACGCACACUGCCCAGUUCCAUUACCCAGAAUCUGAACCCAGAAGCAGUGAAGGCCGUGCCCAAGCUGCUGAAGUCACUGCUUCCUGGUGUGAAGGAAGAUAGCGGCACCCAGUCAGUUGUCCAUCAGCAGUCGCAGAACUUGCCGCGCAUCAUCGUGCAGUCAGCCAGCGUCGAAGAGGGCAUGAGCAAACAUCAGCAGCUGGUUCCCCUUGAGGAAAUCAUUCCUGCCGACCUCCAAGCAGAGCUGCCCCGAUCCGUUCCUCUCCCACCGCCCAUCAUCCCAGAACAGGCGGAAGAAUCCACCCACAGCCCAGUGAGCGAAGCUUCCAGUGGAUACAUGUCGACCAGCAUAUCUACAGUCACACUAUCAGACGUCUACACACUGAGCUGGGACCUGCCCCAGACAUCAGGAUUUGAGACGGUGCCUGAUGAAGAGGAAGAGGACACUACAUUUACACAAUCUGUUACUUACCCAGAAUCCCUCCUGGUGGAACACCCGGAGCCUCAGGAGGAAUCGCAGGGUUUGAACGACGAAGCAGCUGCAGACAAGAUUGACUUGCCACCAGCCGAAUUACACAAUACUCCAUCAGAGUCAAAUCUGAGUCUCGAGGAACCACAUCAGUUUCCAUCAGUCAGUUUGAAGGAGGAAGGAAUGCCUGAUCCAGCAGAAGAAUCACAUCUACCAGACCAGACCGAACCAUCUGAAGACCAAACUGCUGACCAGAUUGGAUCAGACCAUUUGGAGCCUCUCUUUGAUUCGGUGGAAGUCGAGCAGAAUGAAACAAAACAGGCAGAAUUGUUGCAAACACCCGUCUCAAAAUCAGAGACCCCACAGGAGACAGAAGAAUCAGAUCUACCAGACCAGGCCGAACCAUCUGAAGACUCCACUGCUGACCAGAUUGGAUUAGACCAUUCGGAGCCUCUCAGUGAUUCAGUGGAAGUCAAGCAGAAUGAAACCAAACAGGCAGAAUUGUUACAAACACCCGUCUCAAAAUCAGAGACCCCACAGGAGACAGAAGAACCCGAGCUACCUGCUACAGAUGAGACAGAAGCAGGAAUCCCCCUGCUUGAUGAAACACAACCGUCAGGGCAGGAAGAUCAAAAUCAGCCUCAGCAACCCGAAGAAGAAGAGGCAACCUUUGACAGGUUUCAAGAUCCAGCUCCAAACCUGAUCCCAGUUUUGACAUCAGCUGACUCGGUUCUUCAAGAUUCCUCAGAGCAACAAUCAAACGCUGAGGCCUCAUACCCUAUCGACACCUCAGUCCUGACCUCAACCUCAGAAGCAGAUGAAGUGCAAGAAGAAUCGCCCGCCGAUGAAUCUGUGAAAGCUCCAGCAGCCCCCACUCCUCUGUCCAGCGUUCAACCUUCCAAUUCUGCUGCCUCAGCGGCCAACCCCUUCCAGAUCCAGAAAGUCAAGUCUUCGGACCUCAAGUCCUUUCAUGUGAUAAUGGAUGAGGAGCCGAGCAGUCACGGGGAGGAGGCCAGCAGCCAUGGAAGUGGACUCCACCUCUCUGUGCCAAUGGAAAACCUGGAGAUCAUCUCUGAUUCUGAGGAAGGAGACGUAACUUCUAUAAUUAUCCCUGAAUGGUUGAAAGAAGGGGAGUUUGUAACUGUGGGGACCAACAAGAGUGGAACCGUGCGAUAUGUGGGACCCACUGAUUUUGCGCAGGGUACCUGGGUGGGCGUGGAACUGGAGGUACCAGCAGGCAAGAACGACGGCUCAGUGGGCGGCAAGCAGUACUUCCAAUGCAACCCCGGCUAUGGGGUGUUGGUACGGCCCGACCGAGUGUCCCGCGGCGGCGCCAAACGCCAUCGCCAGAAGAAAAAGCGCCACAGUGCCAACCUGUCGGGAUCGAGCCCUAACCUGGCGGCCCUCACCGCUCUGGCCAAAGGAGAACCUGGCGGGGGGGCCGGGGGCAGCCGCAGCAGAGGAGAGAACCGCAAGUCCUGGAACACCUGAGAGGCUUUGUAUCUGCGAACAGCUGAUUGCUGCACCCCCACUCAGACGUCACUUACGUUUUCAGAAGCCACUGUGUUUUAUCUGAGCAGAUUCACCACAGAAUUCACUUAGCUCUACGAGUUGGGGCCACGAGUAGUUGCCUCUUGCUCUUCUGUUGAAAGCCCUGUUCAAGCUGUUAUUUUACCACCUGAUGUACCAAGUGAUGGAAACCUUCAGAGAGCUGUUGAAUGUCUUAUUGGAAAAUGUGAAUGUUUCAGAUAUGCAAUUUUCUUUUUAGUUAAUUUAACUUUUAAUGGUGGAUGUUUCAUUUUGUAUUUAUUCGAGACACGUUAGAUAACAGAACACUGCCUCAAAAUCAUCAAAUUUCUUUUAUCUUUUAACAUUUUAAUGUCUUCCUGCCAGGAAAAAAGUAUCUUUGUGUAAGGGUCAGUUAUUAAAAGUAGUUUAAACACACUGGAUUAUGACUCUAAAGCUGCACAACACCUUCAUGUGCUGAUAUAUCUACUGUUCAAAAGAGAAUAUGCAGCUUGUUUGGAUGGACUUAACUUUUCACUUGUGCCUUGAAAUAUGAAAUACUGCUACUACUCAGCAAAAGUGCCUCAGUGCCACACCCCCACAUUCUUUUGUCGACACGUUUAAAAAUAAACUUCUUUUAGCUCUUGAAAGUGUUUUUCUACAGUUUUACAAACUUGCACUCGCUUUGCUGACAGAUGCUACUGAAAUGUUGCAACAUGUUUUUAAAUCCACUUUGUCUAAGUGUUUGUGUGUGAUGAUUGAUUGGAAGUGACUUCAUUUUUAAGAGGAAUUAGAUUUAAUUAGAUUUUUUUGUUAAUUAAUUCAAUUACAUUGUGUGUGGGAGCCUUGUGAUUUGUCCAUGAGGACAUUUGAGGGAUUUUGUUUGUCGUAGUGAAAUUGGUGAAUCAUUUUAUGUAUAUGCAUUCAAGCUGAUCAUUUUGUCCACCUUAAUGCUUAUUUAUUUAAAGAUGAAGACACUAUAUUGUUUAUCAUAAGCAAAAAUCGUCUUUUUUAAUGUUUGAAUAAAUAAAAACAGUAAACUUUA
Messenger RNA from Limanda limanda (common dab), 7436 nucleotides. RefSeq names its product kinesin-like protein KIF13B. Gene Ontology annotation, cellular component: adherens junction. The record is from RefSeq and is a predicted model, not a curated record. Bases 128 to 6376 code for a protein of 2082 amino acids. Lineage: Eukaryota; Metazoa; Chordata; Actinopteri; Pleuronectiformes; Pleuronectidae. Gene Ontology annotation, molecular function: microtubule motor activity; ATP binding; cell adhesion molecule binding. Gene Ontology annotation, biological process: regulation of protein localization; microtubule-based movement. The transcript has 40 exons.